Molecule: messenger RNA, 636 nt
Organism: Didymodactylos carnosus
Lineage: Eukaryota; Metazoa; Rotifera; Eurotatoria; Philodinida; Philodinidae
Source: the annotation of a GenBank genome assembly
AUGCAACAAUCACAUCAACUCACAAAUAAAUCAGAAAAUUCUAAGCUAUUAUAUAUAGGAAAAUCAAUAAAUACAAGAGCCUGUGCACAAAAAUUUGCUGAAGGUCAAGAUUUUGAUUUGUACGCGCAUGAAUCACAUAAAAUUAUUGAAGAGCUCAUUACACGUUCUCUGAAUCAUGUUGAUGAUAGAAAUAGUGGACAGACAGUAACAAAGUUUAUUGAAUUAGAAGAUGAUUGGAAAAUCGAGAAUACGGAGUGGCCUACGAUUGCUGACUUUAACGAAAAACUUGGUGCAAACAAAAUUGUUGAAUACAUAGAAAAGUGGAACUAUGAUAAAUGUUGGUUGUAUGCCAUCGAUUUCAUGGAAAAAAAAUCUCUGGAGUAUACGGAUGUAUACGAAUAUCGCGUAAGAUUCAGUAUUCCGACUAGACGUCAGCCAAUACCAAAACAUACCGCAAGUGUUUAUUUUUCAAUUGAAGUAUCAAAAGUACAACCAAAACAAAAUCAUGUCAAAGUUUAUUUUGUAUUCGAAACAAUGCGUCUUAUUCAUCGACCUGAUCAAUUUCGAUUUCGUCAGAAUUGGCUUAUCGACAUAAUUACACUAAAAGAACGAAUGUUGGAGGGUAUUGAUUAUUAA